AUGCAGUAUAUAAACAUAUGGCUAAAUGAAAUUUGUCUUCAAGAAAAACUAAGAAGUAAUUCUUUGGAUUUAUCAAUUUAAAUCUAGAGUUUUAUAUAAAAAAUAAGUCUAUUGUUACUCAAAAAAUAAAUAGCAUCCAAAUCUUUCUUGAAGAAUAUCAACAUAAAAUUCAUAGUUUUAUUCCCUUGCUUACUUUUAAUGUUAUUUUGGAAUCAUAUUAUCACGCUUCAAAAAAGCAAAUAGUUAAGUUAAGUCAUAUUUUUUUUAAUAGUUCAUUAUAAUCCUUGGCUCUGUUAAAAGAUGAUUUCAUUAAAAUUGAUUCAAAAGGAUACAUAGACCUUAUUAAUAAAUAUGGAAUAAUCAAUUAGAUUUGAUUCCAUUGAAUCUUGA
Molecule: messenger RNA, 390 nt
Organism: Paramecium octaurelia
Lineage: Eukaryota; Ciliophora; Oligohymenophorea; Peniculida; Parameciidae
Source: the annotation of a GenBank genome assembly